This is a messenger RNA of Symbiodinium necroappetens, 4977 nucleotides long. The record is from the annotation of a GenBank genome assembly. NCBI's taxonomy places the organism in Eukaryota, Dinophyceae, Suessiales, Symbiodiniaceae.
AUGACGGCUGCGUUGGCGGGCCGAGCCACAACCGUAGAAGCCCUUCUGGAUGAGCGAGCCGACCCCGACAAGCAGAAUGACACGAAGUGCACUGCGCUGAUUCUGGCCGCCGACAUGGGGCACGUGGCCGUUGUGCAGUGCCUGCUGCGACGCAGAGCCGAUGUCCAUCUUCAGGCCGAUGACUCUACCACUGCCUUCAUAGCAGCUGCGCAGAAAUGCCAUUCGGCCGUUCUGCAUGAGCUGCUCUGUGUGCACAGUGGGGACCAGCGAGCACUGGCGGAUGCGCUCUUGCGGGCAUCCGAAGACGGUUCUGCUGAUGCUGUCGAGCUGCUUGUUCAGCUUGGCCUAGAGCUUAGUGCCAGAAGCCCCGACGGAGAUGAGUCGAUCGGUGGCCAAGCAUUACGGGUAGCUGCUCACCGGAAUCAUCGACCGGUAACUUUGGCGCUGCUAGCUUGUCGCGCAGAUGUGGAUGCUGCAUCGGCCAAUGGUUUCACUGCCCUUGCCGUCGCCUGCCAAUAUGGGGCGGCUGACGUUGUGCAAGACCUUCUGGUUCGAAGGGCGGACGUGAACGUGCAGGCUCUCAAUGGACGAACACCUCUUAUGCUGGCUGCGACUUUCGGGCACACUGCGAUUGCCCGAAGCUUACUGGAGCAUCAAGCCGCUGCGAAUGUGCGAGACGGAGACCAGAACAACUCCCUCCUUCUCGCUGCGCAGUCUGGAUACGACGACAUCCUCUUCUGCUUGCUCGCCCACCGCGCUUCCGUAAACGACGUCGGGCAGUCUGGAUGGACUGCGCUGAAUCUGGCAGCAAGUUUUGGGCAUCUGGCAGCAGUCGACCUGCUGCUGAGUUCUGGUGCAGACACCAGCCUAGCAGACGAUGACGGUGAGACUCCCGAAAUGGCAGCUCUUGCUGGUGGGCACGAGGAUGUUGCAAGACGCUUGCGGGCACUGAGUGAGCGGCGGUGCUGGAAGGAUGCCGAUCCACCUGCCAUUCAGUCCAGGGCGAGCGUGGGGGCAAAGAGCCAUCUUGGCCUGCUGACCAGUCGAGUGCGAGGAAUGGGUCAACAGUCGAAGGAGCUGCAUGGGCUAAUUGAACUCGAGUGUGAGCAAGAGGCUGCAGCGAUGGAUGCUUUGGAAGCGUCGGAGAAGCAGCAAAUGGAGGCUCUCGGCGAGAUUGCGGUUCUGGAGAGCCACACGGAGGAGGCUCAGACAGAGGAGGAGCUGCUGGAAAAGUUGGUUUACCGACAGGACCAUCGCGGAAUGGUGGGUCAUUCUCCUACGAGAUGCCACUGGGAGUGCAAGCCAGCGGUUGCAGCCAUGGGUGGCGCGCCAUCCUUGAUUCUGCCGAACUUGUGGCUAGGAGGUCAAGAUGUGCUGGACGACUUGGAUUUUUUUCGAAAGAACAACAUAACUUGUGUGCUGUCAUUGGGUCCUGCGACUCCCUCGCAGCGAAUCCGGCUGGCAGCACGCGAACACGUGAACUUGCCGGAUGUGCCAACUGCUGAUCUCAGUGUUCACUUUCCACGAAUCGUCCGCUUCAUCUCAUCAUCCCGGCACAAUGGGCACUCCGUUUAUGUCCAUUGCGCAGCAGGAAUAUCCAGGAGCUCGACAUCGAUUUGCGCAUAUCUCAUGGCCCACCUGAACAUGCCUUUCGAGCAAAUGCUGCAGUUCCUUUCUCAGCGGCGUCCGGCGGUUUGCCCCAACGACGGCUUCCAGAGGCAGCUGCGAAGGUACGAGUCCUCCAAGGAGCGGCUCCUGCUGGCACAGGAGAUGCUCAAGGUUCCAGCCUAUGCGGAGCUACAGCGACAGGACUUGGAUACGGUGUGGCAGGCCCUGAGCCAGCGCAAAGCCCGUGGUCGCUCCGUGGAGGGUGGGCGAGCGACUCCGGCAAAACAGGCGCAGGCACCAGAACAGAGGCCAGCGCGAGCUGGAAGCGGUAGCGUCCCCAUCGACCAACUGGCACGGCAAAGAGCGCUGCAGGCUGUUCAAGCUACUGCGCAGCGGCAGCCGGGCAGCGCAAUCCGAGUUGGCGAUGGGUCACAGAUUGGCGAUGUGGGGCUGGCAUGGCUAAUGCCCCGUCGACGAAGCAGCGCAAGCGCAAGCACAGCCACAUCGCUACCGCCUAGUGCAAGGCUGGGCCGGGCGAAAAGGAAGCUUGCAGCCGAGCAGGAGGCACUGGAGCAAAAGCUUCAACGAAGGAACUCAGAGUUCCAGCAGGUGCGCGAAGAACAGGAAGCCGCGAUCCCCAAUCUGGAGCACGAGCUGCAGAUUCUGGAAGCAGCCAUCCAGCCGAAGCCUCGGCUUCCACCGGCUAUCACAAGUUGUUGCUUAUGUCGACUUGACUAUCGGGCCAUCAUUGCACCGAGCAGGCGACAGCCUGAAGAGACCCAACAAGCCAGGAAGCUAGCGGAGAAGAAAGCCUGGGAGAAGAGAGUGAGCCCGGCUAUGCUGAGACUCCGUGCUGCCCAUCGUCAGCGAGCGGAGCAGCAGCGCAAAAUGACGCUGCUUGUGGCAAACUGUCGUCGCGAAAUUGAGUCCCGAGAGGCUGCGGCGAAAUGGAGCAGCGCACAGUGCUUAAAGCCCAUGGAGACCGCAUAUCAAGAGGCCUUGCAAAGGCACAGCCAGAGGCAAAAGCAAAUUCGCCAGCAUAAGACCAAGCGGCAGGUGGGCAAUGCAUUCAAAGUGCCCCUUCUCCAGCAGCGAGUAAGCAAGCCACAAGCCACGGAGGCGCACGAUGCAACUGGUCCACAAGCCGCCACCACCACCACUAAGAUCACGGCUGGAGCUCAUUCGCUGUUGCGGCGAUACAGCGUGUUUCGCUUCGAAGAGGUGCAGCAGAAAAGCAACGUUGAGCGCUGCGGAGAGCGCGACCUGCGCGUCGCCGCGGAGCAAAAUGAAAAAGCACAGGCAGCUGACAAGUUGCGAGCUAGUGUAUUCGAGCCUUCGCUUGACCUUCGCUUGCACUCCUCCGGUACCAUGGACAAUAAGGUGCACAGCCGGGAUGAAAAGAAGGAGCAGAAGCUCAUCGUGCCCAACGAGACGACAGGUGCUGCGUGCCGGCCUCGCUUCGCAUGCGUGCAGUGCGUGGCGGCAUUGCGACCCACAGAGGCGGCAAAGUCUUGCUAUGCACAGGCCAGUCUACCGUCCAGCAAGGGCUCCGCUACUAUGGAGGUGCCAGCAGAGAGGACGAUGAAGCAGUUGGAUUCUAAGUACAAGGCACCGAACGGGGCGCUGCACUUCAGCGUGGAAGCUGCGGCGAAGGACGCGGUGGAAGGGCCCCAAGAAUUCAAGAUGGACGAGGCGGUCCCGCAGGACCAGAAGAAGGCAAAGGCCAAGGUGGCGAUCUCCGAGGAUGACAUCGCCGAAAAAGCCAGGCGAAUUCGCAUGAAACACCCGGACCGUGUUCCAGUGCUCGUCAAUCAAGCAGAGGCACCAGGAUUGCCUGCCCUGGACAAGAAGCUUCUCAUUCCGAAGACCAUGACGUGCAAGGAUUUGCGCAAGAUUCUUCCGAAACAUCUGGGCUGCGGGCAUUUGGAUGUGGACUGGAGCAACGUGAUCUUUCAGCUGGCUGGUGUCGAUGUCGAGGAGCACGAGUUAGUUUCAGAUGUCUACGAUCGUUGCGUUGCUCCAGACGACGAGGGAAUCUUGCUCUCUUUGGAGCUGCGGAGCGAGGAUGUUCCACCACUGGCCGCGGGCGAUUGCAAACCUCCGGAGCUCAGCGAGAAAGCCGAGGAGGUCAGCUUCUCACCGCCUUCAGCCGAGGAGCUGCGAGUUCUGGAGCAGCAGCUCAUUCAGGUCAACGUGGCUUUCGGAGAGGCAAGAAAGGCGCAGCAGCUCGCUGCGGGAAAGUUGGCAGAAGAGGAAGAGCGCGCAUGGGCGGCGGAAGAGAGGGCACUGAAAGCCGACCAAGAACUUGCGAUGCGAUGCCAGGCGCACAAGCACGAAGUGGAGGUUUUCCAGAGCGAGAUUGCAGAGGCCAGGCAAGCUCGGGAGGCUUUGGAGUUGAAGCUGGCCAAGGGAACAGAGGAAAUCGAUGCAUUGCGGCUGCAUGUGGACUGGCUCGAAGAUGCCCUUCAGAGCGCCAAGCAGGACUCCAGCAAAAUGGCAGAGCUGCAGAAAAGCCUUAAGGAAUCGCAAGAAGCUUUGGCAGUUGAAGCCAGGAAGAGUCACGCUGCGCAGGAGAAGAUCAGCCAGCUGGAGGAACAGUUCCAAGAAGCAGCGGACGGGGAGGCGAAAGCCAUGAGAACGUACGCUGCCAAGGAGAAGGGCGCCGAGGAGAAAAUCCGCAAGCUGGAGGAAUCACUCCAUGCGGUUUCCGAGAAGCUGGUCGAAGUUGAACACGAGAAAGCACAACUAGAAAGGGAAGCCGAGAAGCAGCACCGUAAUCCGGAUGAAGCCGUAAAGAAGCUCAAGGAUACGGUACUGAUCCUGAAGGACACGCUCUCCUGCAAGGAGGAAGACAUCGCCGCCAAAAACGCACAAGUCGUGGAAACCAUGGCAUGCCUCAAGGCCGUUGAGGCGGAGAACCGACGCUUACAAGCCGAGCUGGAGGCAGCUGCGAAGGAAACGAGCAAGCUUCAGAAGGACCACGCCCUUGCCAAGGGAGAGGUCGAUGAGCUGAAGGCUAAGAUGCGGAAGAAGGACUCAGAGGACGAUUUCGUCAAACUUGGCUGGAACAGUGAUGACGAAGUGGAAGAGGUGACAGAGGACUUCGGCUUCCAGAAGGUGUACAGCGCUUCCGCCGCGUCGGCAGCACUUCUCGCUGAGAUGGUCCAGAAGCAAAUUGCACCGGACAACAAAGCCCACUCGCUGAGGAUUUCAGCGUACGCCAAUGCACGGCCGAAGCGUGUGGAGGAUGCGUGCCGAGCCUUCUCGGAGUUGCCCCGAACCCAUCAGACGGAUCUCUUGGUGCAAGCUGCCAUGAAGCGCUGCUUGGGACCCGAGGCUGCAAUCAAGCUGUUCCGACAGGUACUGUAG